Messenger RNA from Periophthalmus magnuspinnatus, 2365 nucleotides. RefSeq names its product Sad1 and UNC84 domain containing 2 (gene sun2). Gene Ontology annotation, cellular component: nuclear envelope; meiotic nuclear membrane microtubule tethering complex. NCBI's taxonomy places the organism in Eukaryota, Metazoa, Chordata, Actinopteri, Gobiiformes, Gobiidae. The coding region runs from base 432 to 2279 and encodes 615 amino acids. The transcript is spliced from 16 exons. The record is from RefSeq and is a predicted model, not a curated record. Gene Ontology annotation, molecular function: protein-membrane adaptor activity. Gene Ontology annotation, biological process: nuclear envelope organization.
GCUGACGCUACUGUCGCUGCAGUCCCAGGCCGGGCACAAGCUCUCCAGUGCGGCCGGGACAGGGGCGCAGUGCUCGGUCAGAUCACCUCCGACCCUCGGUGCUUGUGCUGAGUCUUUGCUGACUCUGCUGACAGACUCCGGGCUGUGGGAGCGGGCUGUGCCACCGGAGGUAACUCGUCAGUCUCUGAAGCGGAUGUGAGACGCGGCAGUGGGCAGACUUAGCGCAGUUUAUCUCGUGGAUGCGCUCCGCGUUAUCAGCCGUGGACACGCGCUGCCGCUCCUCGGCCAGACUGUGCACGCGUCAGUCUGCUCAGGAGGAACCUGUUCAGAUAAUAGAGAGUUUUUCAUCUUAGCGUUUCCUCGCCUCUUGUGAGAGUCUAAAAGUGACGGUCACAUUGCAGACUAUUGAGUCAUCACAAAGCAGUGGCGUCAUGUCUCGCCGUAGCACGCGCCUGAUCUCGGGGGGAUACUACCACUCAGACGAAGAGUCGGACUCCAGCAGCGUCACCACUAUCUCCUACAGAGAGAACCCUGUCAAGGUGUUUAAGAAGAAAAGCGGAGGCCGAAAGAAGCGGUCAGAGACAGAUGUGAGUCCUGUCAGCUCCAGGACUAGUCCGGAGCAGACACAGGAGGCUUCACCUGCAAACUGGAGAGCUAUCUCCAGACCGGCCCUGCGGAGUCCUACCCCUGUCCCCUCAGCCCCGUCUGCCCCCUCUGCCCCCUCCCCUCUUGGAACCACCAGGAGCAGGCCUGUGUUACACUUCCAGCUCCAGCCAGAACGUGCCCAGAGCGGGGUGGACAGUUCAGGGUACUCAUCGUCCGAAGACCCCCGCAGGAGUUCCAGCAGCUGCAGCGGCAGUGGACCAAGGGGCGGUGCAGGGGCCCGGACAGCGUCUAGGGCGGUGUCCAGGGAGUGGCUGACCGACGCUGCGUCCAGACUGAAAGAUGUGGCGACAGGAGCGAUGGCAGUGGUCCAAUCCAGUAGCAGUAGGGUCGUCCAGCUGGCUCGCUCCGGUUGGCCCUUCACACCGGCCGCGGGUGUCAGGAGUGUCACGGCAAAGCCCUCGUCCAGCGCUCGGAUGAAGAAGCUGUGUGGCCUGCUCCCGCUCCUGCUCCUCCUCCUCCUGCUCCUCCUCCUCCUUGGUGCCUGGUGGACUUCCCUCCUUUCUGGACUGAUCUUCAGGACUGGACCCUCCCUGACAGUCCCUGCUGAGUCCAUCCCUGGUUCUCCGCCUGCUGCUCUGGACGCUGCCGUUGUGUCUGCUGCUGUAGAGGCGAAGCUGCGGUAUAUUCAGAGAGAAAUGCAACUUAAAAAUGACCUUCUUGUGGCCGAGCUGAAGCGACAGGUGCAAAUGGAGCUGCAGGUGAUCAGACAGAGCAGUGAGCAGAAGGAGCAGAGACAGGAGCAGAAACAGGCCCAGAGACAGGAGCAGGAGCAGCGACAGGAGCAGCAGCAGGAGCGGCGCCUGUUGGAUCUUCAGUCCACCCUGCAGCAGCUCCAGUCCCACAGUGAAAGGUCUGCAGAGGACCUUCUCCUCAGGCUGAGCGCGCUAGAGGAGCAGAUGUCCCAGAUGGAGCAGAAAGCAGAUCCCCUUGUGGCCCCUCUCCCGGCCCCCAUCCCUUCCCCCUCCCUCUCCCCAGAGCUGGAGCAGGCCCUGGACGUGUGGCUGACCCGGCGCCUGCAGGACCAGGCUGCUGCCCACACGGGGACCUCAGGGACAUGUGGGACCUGUGGACGUCCUCUGGCGGACAAGAUGGCCGACUUCGCCCUGGAGUCUCAGGGGGCCAGCGUGAUCAGCACUCGUUGCUCGGAGACAUAUCGGACUCGCUCGGCCUGUGUGUCCCUGUUUGGCCUGCCGCUGUGGUACCCCUCAGAGAGCCCCCGCACUGUCAUCCAGGGUCCGGCCGUGCUGCUCCCAGGGAAGUGCUGGGCGUUCCAUGGUGUUCAGGGCAUUCUGGUUAUCGCUCUGUCUCAUCCAAUCAGAAUCAGCCAUGUGAGCCUGGAUCACCUGCCCCGCCACAACUCCCCCACAGGUCGCAUCGAUUCCGCCCCCAAGGACUUCCAAGUCUAUGGCAUGACCAAUGAAACAGAGCAGGGGACAUUACUGGGAACCUUCACGUACGACGAGGACGGGGAGCCCACACAGACCUUCAGCCUCCCUGGCCUGACUGAGGAAGUGUACAAUAUGGUGGAGCUGAGGGUCCUAUCUAACUGGGGGCAUGUGCAGUAUACAUGUGUGUACCGCUUCCGUGUGCACGGACAACUGGCCUCCACAUGACAUGUACCUGUUUAUUAGGAAUAAGCUCUGCAGUCUCUGUUUCUAAUUUAUUACAAAGAUGAAUAAAAUAUAUUGGUAUUUUCUCA